Messenger RNA from Pseudopipra pipra, 25257 nucleotides. RefSeq names its product interleukin 1 receptor associated kinase 4 (gene IRAK4). Gene Ontology annotation, biological process: protein phosphorylation; signal transduction. Gene Ontology annotation, molecular function: magnesium ion binding; ATP binding; protein serine/threonine kinase activity. Lineage: Eukaryota; Metazoa; Chordata; Aves; Passeriformes; Pipridae. The transcript has 12 exons. The record is from RefSeq and is a predicted model, not a curated record. The coding region runs from base 130 to 1590 and encodes 486 amino acids.
CCUCACUGCGCCGGUGACGCCAGCGCGGCCGGGGGAUGGCACCGCCCUCUUAAAGAGGAAGCGGUGCCGGGGCGCGCCCGGGUGGGGUGUGGGCGCCGCUGCCGGGAACCGACGGGGGCGGAGCUGAGGAUGGGCGAGCCCGUGACAGCUUCUACACUCGUCCGCUGCCUGAGCUACGGGCUCGUGAGGCGGCUGGCGGACUACAUCGACCCGCAGGAGGGCUGGAGGAGGCUCGCCAUGGAUAUAACAAAUCCGUCCGGUGAAGGCAGAUACAGCCAGAUGCAUAUAAGGAGAUUUGAGGCAUUUGUACAAAUGGGAAAGAGUCCUACAUGUGAGUUGCUUUUUGACUGGGGAACAACAAACUGUACAGUUGCUGAUCUUGUGGAUCUGCUGAUUAGAAAUCAAUUCCUAGCACCAGCAAGCCUGUUGCUUCAAGAACCUGUAAGGAUGCCACAAGAAGUUACAUUACCUCUUUCUUCACAGGAAACCUUGCCUAUACAUGAGAAACAACCACCUGUACAGGAAAAAGAAGCAGCAUCUAUAAAGCCUGUUUUAGCUCAGGGUACUGAGAAGCAACAUUCAGAUCCUUCCCACUUAAGUCAAAAAACCAGCAGUUCACAGUCCAGUAACACAGAUUUCCAUAAUUUUUUGUUUCAUGAUUUGGAAAGCAUUACAAAUAAUUUUGAUGCCCGACCAGAAUCAUCUGGAGGUAAUAAACUGGGAGAAGGCGGCUUUGGCGUUGUGUUCAAAGGCUACAUCAAUGGCAGAAAUGUGGCUGUCAAGAAGCUCGUUGCUAUGGUCGAUGUUAGUAUUCAGGACUUGAAGCAGCAAUUUGAACAAGAAAUAAACAUGAUGGCAAAGUGUCAGCAUGAAAAUCUAGUAGAAUUACUUGGUUUCUCAAGUGAUGGUGCUCAGCCUUGUUUGGUGUAUGAAUACAUGCCCAAUGGUUCAUUGCUUGACAGACUUGCUUGUCUGAAUGACACUCCACCAAUUUCUUGGAAUACAAGAUGUAAAAUUGUUCAAGGUACAGCAAAUGGCAUCAACUUUUUGCAUGAAAAUAAUCAUAUUCACAGAGAUAUUAAAAGUGCAAAUAUCUUAUUAACUGAUACCUACAUACCCAAAAUUUCUGACUUUGGCCUUGCAAGAGCAUCUGUAACAUUCACACAGACAAUCAUGACUGAAAGAAUUGUUGGAACAGCAGCCUAUAUGGCCCCUGAAGCUCUGCGAGGAGAGAUAACACCUAAAUCUGAUAUCUUCAGUUUUGGAGUAGUCUUACUGGAAAUAAUAACGGGUCUUCCUCCAGUAGAUGAAAACCGAGAGCCACAGUUACUGUUAAGUAUAAAAGAUGAAAUUGAGGAUGAGGAAGCAACUAUUGAGGAUUAUGUUGAUGAAAAGAUGAGUGACUGGGAUGUACCUUCAGUUCAUAAAAUGUAUUCAAUUGCUGAUCGGUGUCUGAAUGACAAAAAAAACAGAAGGCCAGACAUUAAGAUGCAGAGGAAGUGCCAUGGAGGGCAUUGGAAGAUCACUGUCCUUGGUGAAAUAGCCAACCUUUUGCACAUUAAGGAUCUGGAGAACAGUAACAUAAAAUGAGUUAGUCACCUCUAGAAGGACGUAUGAAUGAAUGAAAAAAAGCAAGACUGAUUUAUUGGAAUUCCAGGUAAGACUUUAGAAAACAAUAGCAAGAUGAAAGCAAAUGCUAAGGAUCCUAAGAAAGUUGCCUUUUUAAAAUAGAACCUGGUAGGAAGGGCAACAGUUCUCCCCUUAGUUAGAGCAGGAGGUAACAGAAUGGCUGUUGUGAGCCAGACCAGAGUUGUGUGCGCAGCCCUAGGGCCAGAACGUGAGCCAUUAGUGGCUGCUGAGGAACAAAAGCAAGGACAGGAUACUGCAAAGACAGAUACUGCACUGGAAUAUUAUGGCUUUAGACAAUUUGCAGCUCAGUAACUCUGAAAAGGAAGCGAGGUCUCUGUUAGUUAAGACUAUUAAAAUUUCUUUGAUCAGUUUGUCCAGUUGCCUUUUGAGCCAACACACCUUUUACCAGACAUAGUGCUUCAUAUUACUAACGUGGCAAGUGCCUCAUCUUCAUACUUGGGUGGCCCAGCUGGGAGUUUAUUUACCACCCACUGACCAAAAGGCAAAUAAAGCUGCUUCUGUUUUUCCUGGUCACAUAGAGGCCUAGCCUCUUCCUUCCUCUUGCCUUGUACCUGCUCCUCUUACAGCUCCAGUUCUAUAUAGCAUUUUGCAUUAAAAUUAUCUCUGAAAUCCUAGUUCAGCACUUCUUCAAAUGUCCUUCUUUCAAUUGCAAAAUUGCUGUAUCACAGAUUUCUCCAUGGGGAUGUGUUGGCAGGAUAGUUAAAAGCCAAACCACUAGAUGUUCUUUUCAGCUUGAAUUUUCAGGACAAUAGGAGGUCUUCAAAUUAUUUUCGGUUUAGACAAAAAUUAAUGGAACAACAUAAUUUGAGCAGUUUCAUUAUAGUAGCUCAUGCUGAGCAAGUAACAACAGAUAGAACUGUUAAAUCACCACUUAACUACUUCAGCAUUUUAAAAGGACGGAAGAACUUUUUGAAGGGGCUUAUUACUGAAAGGAAGAAAACCUCAAGUGAUGAACACACUUGAAUACUGCUGUGGAGCCCUCUGUGCUGCUUCCAUAAGGCAACAGGAAAGUAUCUGUUUCUAACAUGGUGAUUUUUCUCCAAUAGCAGGAAUUCUCUUUCUACUCACCUCCUUUUUUAUACCUUGCAAUCACUUUCUAGUCCCAUAGGAACUGCCUUUUGCACAUUCUGAUGUUAGAAUAUAGAUCUUUGUUAAAGACACCAUGAAAUGAUUCAGACACCACCAAACUAAAGCAUCAAUCUUUAUUUAUAAAGCAAAUUACAAAACAGAUAUGGUAAACUUAGUUCAUUUUAGCAUCUGAAGGUGGUUCUCACUGAAUACACAGACACUGUAAAUCAAGAGUUUCCUUUAUCAGUUUAUCUGAGCAAUAGAGCAAUUAUGACCUUGAUUAGUUUAACCUUUGAUAGGAGUGUUUUAAAAGAUCAAAAUCUCAUGACCUUGCGACAUAAACAUUUAAAAAAUAAUUACCUGUUGUAUUAAUUAACUGUUUAAUAGCUUGUGAGUUAACUGCAAGCAGCUGCAUUGCUUUUGGGCUUUCUGAAGGCCAACAAUUUGAAUGGACACUUUCAAUUAUUUAAUGACCAGAGACACUUAAAGGAAUAACACCAAUUAAUGCCCACAUUUUAUGCUGGCUCUGAACAUUCAUUAAAAGUAAUGGAGGCAACUAUGCAGGAGUAAACUUGAUAGAUUUUAGGAAAAGAUCAGAUGCUUCUCAUUGCUUUGUCAGGAAAACAGGCCUGGAGAGGCAGCCGGCAGCGCAAGACUUCAUACGAUUCUCUUUUUGGGGAAAGGUGAAGGGGAAACAUGCUGGUUGGUCAGGGGUUUGUAUACCCCCACAGAAUAUUUUCAAGUAAAAUAACUUAGAAUGUCUGGUUUGGGCUGAACUCUAAAGCAGCUCAUCAUAAAGGCCGUUGCAUAAUCACUUAACCAGCUCUCAUCGUCCUCCAGAUUAAGUUUUCCACCUUCUAUUCUCAUCUACCUAGGGCAGGAUUAGGAAAAGAAACCCAAACAAACCCCCCCCACAACAUGCACAUAACUGUAUAGUGUCAAACUGAUCAUUAUUUAAAACAUUUAGUAUUAAAAAAUUGAACUUCUUUACUGGCUAAAGAAAGCGUAAAGAUGCACUCUUGCUAUGGCUGGCACAUGGGCAGGAAUACUAAAUUCUAACAAAAAACUCUCUAGCAGUAAUUUUUAACUGCUUCAAUCAAAGGUUUUCUUAAAACUAAACCAAACAAAAAACCCAAAGUGAAUUAGGUGUGCUGCAAAGAUUCAGAGUUCAACUAAAAAUACAUUUAAUUACAGUGUACAAUGAGCUGCACACAGUAACCAUAUUUAAAAAACAAUUACACUUCCCUGACAUGUAGUACAUAGCAGAAUCACUUCAAAGACCACGUCCUUACCCUAGAGGGAGAAGGCAAGAGGCAGGAAAAGAACACAGUGGCUAAGGGCAAGCAGGAGAUUAGCUGAGGAUCUACUGAAUUGGACUGAUGUAGUGUGUAAGAUUAUUGAAAAAAGCUGAAAUGUCAAAUUUCUACUGCACAUAAAAAAACCACAGUAAAACCAACUAUUGCAAUCUUCACAUUAUAUAGUGCAAUCUCAGCUGUCAAUAACAAGCUAGUAUCUCUAAACAAAAUAAUAGAUAAAACAAAUUUUAUCAGGAACUAGUAGUGUCAAAGAAUUAUUUCCCUGAAAAACCUAGGUUAAAAACUGUCUUCCACCAGCUAAACACAUGAUUCAGCUCUAUAACGUGUAUAUCCAGCAGCUAUGAUAAUACGCAGUGAACCAAGACUGGCAACUCCCAUGUAGCUUUAAAAAACCCCAAACUGACAAAACUCAAAAACCACAGAGCUCACAUACAAGACACUAAAAUGCAAGUCCUCACUGGAGAAUAUAAUCUAUCACUAGUUUUUGCCUCAUCACACAAUUUUAAAUAUUUAAGGUCAUCCAAUACUUGAUUUCCACAUCUAAUUCUCCCUUAGUCCACUUAUUAAAAUAAUCUAUUUUACCUCUUCCUAUUAAACACAUUACUUACAGUUCAAUCAAGUUUAGACUAUUCUGGCUGAUUUUAGUAUUUUGGAGAAGGGAAGCAGGGAGGGAAAAAACCAGACAAAAUCCUAACCAGGUGCUUGCUGCCAGCAGUUAUUCAAGACCUAGUUGGAUUUCAGUUACUAAUAAAGUUCAAACACUUAGGAAAAGUCAUUUUCAGUUAAUACUGCAAACACAGUAAGAUCUCAAUGAUAACUCACCAUUAUGAAGCGAAUCUAUUUCAAUGUUUACUGAAUUUACACAUUUUUAGAUUUGAGUGCACAGAUAAUUAGAUACUUUAGGCAUAUUGCUUUGAAAGCAGCUUCAUAAUCUACUGAGUAUACUAACUCAUGCACUUUUAAUCACCUUUUACUUGGUCAUUCAGUACCUAAUAUGUAAGGCUUCGGAGUGAUACGUAAGACUGGAAAAGCUAGUGGUUUUUAUGUUAGAUUUCCUUAAAAGACAAUUCCAUGAAAUUAGUUAUAAAUUUGAGAUGACCAAGCGUUUGCAUAGGAAAAUACCCAGCUACUCCUGAAUACUUACAUUAAUUUAACGAUAACUGAUUUUUAUCUUUUCCAUUACAAGAAAAAAACAAAAGGAACAAAACCAAACCAAACAACAACAAAACCCAACAAUGCAUCCUGUCAAAAUCAGAGGAAAACCUUCUACUGUACUGAUGUCCAUAAGUGCUACAAGGAAAAAUAAAGAUUUAAUUGGGACAAUGCUAUGUCAUCUUUAUCUCUUCUCACAUGGAAAGUCUUACAUGUUUCAAUAGGCUGUGCAUAAGAAUACGGCUGCAACUUGCCCACAGAAUACAUGGGUUUCAUAGUCUUAUGUCUGUAAAGUUUAUGAUCACAUGUACAACUAUUAAAUAAUGGAUUCUAAAUUAAAAUAAAGGGGUACUAGCUUAGUCUUACUUUUCUAGCUUUAAAAUAAUUAGCUCUUCUACAUGUCAUAAAACAUGGUCAACAAAUAUAAUCAUGUAACAAUAUAAAAAGUGUUGAGGUCAGAAAAGAGAAGAGUAAAAAGAGCCUUUUUCCCCACUAGAAUCUAUUAAUGGAAUGAUUUCAGUUCAUUACCAAAAGCCAGAAAUUAGUUUCCUACUGUAAUAGUUUAACAAAUAUAAACAAGUUUCUAAUCACUAGGUGUUUCAGUCUCUGCUGGACCUCUGAUCAGUCUUCGUAUUCCCCUCUUCCCCGCAGGACCUUUUGGUUUAGCAAAACUCUGUUUGUAAGCAUGUUGUUUUGGAUGAACUUCUUCAUAAAGAAAGUCAGCAGUUAACUCAUCACCAUUAUCAAUUUCAAUCUGGCAGGAAAAAAAACAACAUUUAUCAUACUCAUAUUAAAGUCAAACUUAAAAAAUAUUUUGAAAUUUUGCUGAAACUAAAUACUAUAUUAAAACCGUAUGUGCAAUAAUGUUCAAAGUCAUAGCAUGGAAAGUUCUCCAACUUGUGCCUAAUGCCCUGAGAAAUCUUGGAUAGUUUUUCUGAGAAUCCCCUUGAUUCUUACCUGUAUUAAGUGUGACUUAAUUAUUUUCCUGAAAUAUAAGCACAACUACACAGUACAUCUGCCAAGAAGAAACUGGUUUUGUCUCAAGCUUUAGCACAGUGCACCUGUUAACACUAACCAGGAGAACACAUUCCAUGUAAAACUAGUGCUUGUUUACUUGUUUUAAGUAUUCACACAUUUUAAGAAUUAAAAGUUUUCACUACAACAUGCUUUAAACACUAAUUGUAAAAGCAAUGUGCAUACAUUUUUGUCUCUUGAGAAAGAGGGGAAGGAGUAUAAACAAGCUUAUAUUAUUAGCUGGCUACUGCCACUCAGCAAGUAUUCAAGGCAGGGGAAAGGUAAAAUAAAUUUAAUGAACAAAAUGGAGGAGUGGGUGUUUUAAUUUUCAAAAUUUAGACAUCUGAACCCAAAUAGAAAGAAAAUAGUGUUCUCAAGCCAAACUCCACUGUUUUGAAAUGCAAGAAUUUAAAAUUCAGAGAAAUGCUUUGGCCCUACUCUGCUGAGCAUUCAACACUUCAUGCCCUGCCAACUGUAACACUUAACAGACUUGCCAGCCACAGUUUUGCUGUUACAAGUACAUGCCUCAGAAAUUUCUGUCUACAGGAAUUUUCAGGAGUCACAUGGUGCAUUUAUUUUGUUGUAGAAAGAAAGUUUCUGAGAAAUAAUUAAAUAUAAAAACACAUAGCAAUAAUCUAUGUAAUUGAUGUCAUCUCAGUAAAAAUGGUUAAUAUUAACUCUGCUAUUUUUUAGAUAAACAUCUCCACAGAAACCAAGCUCUCGCACAAAUGUUAAGAAAAUAACUGUAGGUCACAACUGGACCAUUUCUGUGGUCUCUGCUCUGGAGGUGAGAAGCAACUUUUUGCAUAGCAGUACAAUCCAUACAGUGUGAAAAGAUCAGCUUACUUGAAAAUCCUUGUUUGCCUCAUCAAGGACUCCUAAAAUAGCAGUUCUAAUUUCCAGAACUGCAGCUUGAAAUUAUUUUGAAAAUCCUUACAUAACCUUGGCUUUAAGGGAAUUUAGUUUUCAACAACAGCAAUAUGUUGUGCUCCAAAAUAUGACUCGGCUUUGAGUAAGAAAUCAUGUUAGUUCUUCAAAGUACACUCAAACACUUCCUUGAUGCACAAGGAUGUACUUGUUAAAGAUCUGAAAGUGCAGAAAUUAUGAAACAGAGAAAAGCUUCCAAGACUUAACUUUGUAUCUGGAGCUUCAUCAACAAUUAUUUCCUGUUCAGGAUAAACUUUAAUAGUUACAGAACAUUUUUCAUUGUUUAGAGAAGGUGGUGACAGAGACAAUUACAGUUUUACAUGAAGAAGUGAAGAGAGGGAUGGAGAAACUACCUAUACACCCCAAUGCACUUACCUUUCUAAUUAUCUGCAUCCACAACUGUGUUUCUACAAUUUCUAACAGUGGACUUUUGCAACUAGAGUAGAGCAUUCGUUCUCGUAUACUACAGGUAUACCCUGGCAUAGAGUAGAUGAAAACUGCAGGGAAAAAAACAAACAAACCACAAAUCAAACCGUAACUACACUCCAUCAAAGCUUUAUCAUAAAAUCAUUUACAGCAGAGAGGCAUUGGAAAUCAGCUAUGCAGUCUGAAACAGAAAAAUGUAACACCAUUCUGGAUCUUUUUUGCUUCAGCAAGUGUUUAAUUUCAAAUGGGGGAUAAGAGAAUGGCCGGUAUUUAUGUUUUGACAUUUAUGGGUGUUCAUAAUCCAAAGGGAUAGCUCAUUACUUCCCAAACAUAAGGACUCUCCUUCACAAGACACUUUCACAACCAAAUGACUCUGAAAUUUACGAUCAUGCUGACAGAUUACUUCUAUGACACAUCUUUCUCUGCCUCAAAAUUCCUAAAGUAUUUGAAACAAGCCAAUGAAGUUUCAUAUUGAGAAAUUUUCUCAUACUUAUGGAUUCCAAAUAGUCUCCUUCAUGUGUGUGCUUAUACAGGAAAAAGUGGUAACGCGCAGCAUCCUUUGGAACUCUUUUUGGCAAGUCCUUAAGUUCAGUAUCAAGUGUGUUGGCCAAAAUAAUAGUUUCAUUUUUCAUAUCAAUUUGCUGUUAACAAAGCAAACAUGAAUACAGUUAAUAGGCAGAAAGCAAACCAGAGAACAUAACAGGAUGAAAAAAAUUUUAUUUAAUCUAAUAAGAGUAAUUUAUCAGUGUACUACAGCAACACAUGUUUAGCAUGCAGGUAAUUUAUUUUAUACUCACUAUUAAAAAAUAGUUAAAAUAUUUUAUACUUGCCAGCUGUACAUAAUUGAGUUUCUUAUUUUUCAAUUUCUCCAAAGCCUGAAUAGCUUCUUUAGCAAUGGGGAAUGCUACUCCUUGCAGUGUUUGAUGCUUGGUGUCCACACCAACGUCUGCCUGUACCUGGAACGCAAGUUAACUGAGAUGUUAAAAGAAACCUUUGCAAGCAUUCGUUUGGUUUCAUACAAUGACUGGCAAUGCAUUGCAUAUGGUUACACACAGAGUUAGCAGUAGCUAUUCCAGAGUAAAACACCUCAAAAAAAUCAUCCCUAUAUACAAGAGAUUUGCAUUUUUUAAUUUACAGGUCAUGUUUGUUUGCUAACCUGAGAAGUUUCAUAUCUCUGAAAUGGCUCUGCUUAGCAGAGCAACAAAAUCAUCAGAGGGAAAACUGGUUCAAGUGUCAGUGAAGAAGCCCUAAGUUAAAUUCUGGUAUAAAGAUACAAUAAUCCAGGAGGAAAAAUCUUGAUUUUCAUAUGCUGUUUUAUACUUUUGAACUGACGAUAUUGUUUAUAAACUUUGUUGUAUAGUGAAGAAUUUUAGAUCAAAACAUAGAUUUGAUUUCUAGGGAGUCAAAAUUUUUGGAGGAACAGAGAAAUUAUAUCUUAUGAGACAAACUGAUCUUCUUGAAAGAAAAGAACAACUAUUCCCCCUCCUGCUUCAACACCCCCCCCAAAAAGCCUAUACCAAAACCAAAGCAAACAAAAUAAACAAACAAAAUCUUCAUUUCUUAAGGAUUAGACCUUCUAGAAGGUCUAGCACAAAUUAAAAUUCAGCACAAGCUAAAAAAAUUUUCAUAAUCCAGUUACAUUAGGCACAAAUUAUUUGAGAGAAAAGGACAGUUAAUUUAAAGCCAUUUUUCAAGAAUUUAUGUUUAUCUUAAUAUUCAUGCAGUUUCUCUUAAAAUGACCUCUGGCCUCCAAUAUUCUCCAUUCUUAAUUUAUUGUCUAAGUACUAGCUUUUGAAUACAUUAACUUUCUUCUAUGAUUUCUCAAAUACAUUAAACAUUGAUUAUGAAGGAGCAAAAGUCAGAAAAGUGUACCAGAUAGAAAGUGUGGGUCUUAGAUCUAUCAACUAGAUCUAUCAACUUAUUCAGCUUUAAUUAAAAAGAGAUGCUAAUGAAGUAUGAAACAAAAUGAUAAGAAAAAUAAAAAACAAAGGUACUUGUAGCAACACUAGAUUAUACUCCAGAUUUUGAAAAACAACUUGUCAGCAACAAGGAAAGAGGAAAAGAAAGCAGGUGGAGAGCUUACUUUUGUAUAAAGAUUGAUAAAUUUAUGAAUUAGGUUAUAGAAAAAAAUAUUUGCAAAAUAUAUCUGCAUAAAACCCUGAUCAGUAAAUGUAAAAUUGGCAUCACAAAAAUAAUAAACUGUAAUAAAAUACCAUACUAUAGAAACCACAUUAAAAUACAAUUACAAAAAAAAAAAAAUGCUUCAAACUUAAAAAUGAACUGUGAAGUGUGAGAGACAGGCAAGGGAAGAAAGUAACCCAAUAUAACUCCAGAUACAAGAAAACAAACAAAACCUACUUGUUCAUACUGCAACAUAUUUCAGACCUUUAAAGCAAAACAAAACCACCUAAGUUGAUUAUGUGUAUUUAAAUUCACACCGUAAGAUUUAGUUAGUGAUGGCUGCUGAGUGGUGGAUAAAAUGCCAGAUGAAAUUUCCUGUGAAUAAAUAUAAAAUAAUGUACGCAGGAGGAAAAAAAAACUUCUCUUCUACCUCUCUGGUAAUGGCGUUGAGCUAGCUACUACCAUUCAGGAGCCAGACCUUGCAGGUCAUUCUGAAUAUCUCUGAAAAUAACCCCAAGCAAAACAAAAACCAAUCCCGAACACUCCCAACCCACAAAUGAAAUGUUACGAAUUGUUAGAAAAAGAGAACAGAACACAUCAUUACGCACUGUAGAUAUCAGUAACAUGCCUGCAUCUUGAAUACCACAUGCAGUUCUGGCUUCCCCAUCCCUCCAUCUCAUAAAUUAUAUAGCAGAACUGGAAAAACUGCAGAGAAAAGCAAAAGGAUGAGAAGUAUGGAGUGCCUUCUUGAGGAGGAGGAACUACCUAGAUUAGGACUCUUCAGCCUGGAAGAGAUAACUGAUAAGGAAUAUGACAGAGGUCCAUGGAUAUAGAAUCAUAGGACAGUUUGGGUUGAAGGGACCUUUAAAGGUGAUCUAGUCCAACACUCCAGCAGUGAGCAGCAACAUCUUCAAAUAAACCAGAUUGCUCCAAGCCCUCUCCAGCCUGACCUUGAAUAUUUCCAAGGAUGGGGCAUCUACCACCUCUCUGGACAACCUGAGCUAGUGCCCUACCACACUCAUUGUAAAAAAAUUCUUGCUCAUAUCUAAUCUGAACCUGCCCUCUUUUAGUUUAAAACCACUAGCCCUUGUUCAAUUGCAACAGGCCCUGCUAAAAUAUCUGUGCCCUUUUUUAUAAGCCCCCUUUAAGUGCUCUGUAAGAUUUCCUUGGAGCCUUCUCUUCUCCAGGCUGAAUGACCACAACUCUCUCAGCCUUUUGUCACAGGAGAGGUGGUCCAGCCCUCUGAUCAUUUUUGUGGCCCACUCCAACAGGUUCACGUCUUUACUGUGCUGAGGACCCCAGAGCUGGAUGCAGUGUUCCAGGUGGGAUCUCACCAGCGCAGAGUAGUGGGGGAUGAUCACCUCCCUUGACCUGCUGAUCACACUACUUUUGGUGCAGCACAGGAUACAGUUGGCUUUCUGGGAUACAGCUGGCUUUAUCUAAGGGGAGAAGGAAACUGAGGAUUGACUUAAAGACUUUUCUUUGCCUUCCCCACACAAUCUGUAGGGUUAACAGAAUAAAUUAGUAGAUAGCAAUCAAUGGUUCUUUAUUUACAUAGUACUCUGUCAAGCUGUAGAAUAUGCUGCCAUAGGAUCUGCAGCCAACAAAAACUUUAUGUGGAUUUAGAAAAAUGACAAGUCUAGAUGAUGGAUGAAAAACCCAUUAAGAACAAUUAUAUAGUAACACGUCAUCUUUUGUGCAGGAAGAUCCCUCCCUGCAAAUGUUGAGACAAAAAAGAGUAUUUAAAGUAAUUAUCAUGGCCUUCUUGCCCUGCUCUUACAUGCUUCCUAGGUUUCUGCCGUUGUUCACUCAAGGACUUGACAACAGACUAGGUGAUCCUUUGAUCUGACCCAGUAAAAUAUUUCUUACGGUAAUUAUGAAAGAAUAUACAUAUGGAAAACUUUUUAAAAUCAGAAAGCUUUUCGUUUUCUAAGUCCAAUUACAGGCUUUGUAAUGGUGGAAACAAUAAAGAGAAAAAUAACGUAAAUUGUGAGACGUUUCAAACAAAGCCAAAAUGGCAGCAAUCUUUAUGUGUUUAUCAGUUUAUGUGUCUCUGAAAAGCACAGCUAUUGCUGUUAAAGUUUCAUAAUAACACAUGAAGUUUUAGUCUGGAUGAAUCAGCUGUUAACCGCAUGGUAUGUAGUGCAUAAGAGAUAAUACUAAUAUCAGAGGUGAUCACCGAUCCCACUGAAGUUUUUCAUUCAUUAAAUUUAUUUUUUAAAAGCUGAUCAAGUAAAAUGCACUGUUUGAUGAUGGUGAAUGCAUUUCUACAUCGAAUUAAUUAAAACCAGAAAUGAAAAAUAACGAAAGACACUACUGGGAAAAAAGUCAAUAAACAACAAAAGCUUCAGCAAAAGCACAGUAGAGUGAAAACAUAAGAGAAGAUACACAGCUGAAUUUAACAUGAUGGUUUCCCAGUAUCCAGCUGCAGAAAUAAAUCAUACUUCAAAUACACGUACCACAGCUGUAAAAUACAAGUUUCGAAAACAAACAAGGUCAGCACAUGACCUAUUUUAAUAUGCAUCUGUACACAAACAGUGAUUAAGUGAAGGAAAAAUGUGAGAAAAAGAAUCCUCUGAAACUUUUCAGUCACUAGCUAGCUGGCAAUCAUCAAAUUAUUUGGUUAAAAGCACUUGUUAGAGGUUUUUCUAAAAAGUGUUCAUAGCGUAAGCAAAUCAGUCUCUUAAAAAGACUUGGAUUGGAUUUCUAUUUUAUUUUUAUUGGAAUUCACUUCCUCUCAGUCUUAAAGAUAAGUGCACUGGUGCUGGAAGCUAGGUAUCUCUCCUUUAGGAAUAAGAUUGCUGAAAUACUCCUGGCAAUCAUUCACUGCAAUAGUUGCUAUUUUGUGUUUUCUCUACAAUUUCUGCCACCAUGGGAAAUGUAUGUGGACAAUCACAGAAUGGCUGAGGUUGGAAGACCUCGCCAGAGGUUUAUCUUGUCCAACCACCCUGCUCAGUCAGGGCCACCUACAGCCAGAUGCCCAGUUCUCUGUCCAAACAGCUUUUGAGUAUCUCCAAGAUGGAGAUUCCAUAACCUUCCAGGGCAACCCAUGCCAGUACUCUGUCACCCUUCCCGAGGAAGCACAUCCAGUGAUAUUAAAAGCCAAUGCUGCAACAAUUAAGCUCUGCAGUUGCCAAGCCUCUGAUUCAGACAUGAGGCCUUUCAAACUCAGCAAGAUCAUGCCACUCCAACUCGAGUCAUCAUCAUCCUGCAGUUUCAACUCCUUGAGAAAUAAAUUUAUAUUCUCAUCCACUCACACUUCCUAAAACUUUCCAUUUUCUGCUCUGCCUUUUUUUACCCUAGAAAGACAUUUCCCUACAACACAUUUGGAACUCUGCACCCUGUUUCCCACCCAUGCUUGAAGAUGUUCUAGGUACCUCAUUAAUCUUAAUUUGUCGAAGUUCCUCUUCUGCUGCAGUCAAGGGUGCAGGGGAGGAUUGUGAUAUCAAAUAUUUUUUAUAUCCACUCAGUGAAACAUCAUCCUGAAAGCACAAUAUCAAUAUUGAACAUUUUUUUUUUAUAAUAGAUAAAUAGUUUUCUUCAAAGAUUUUCUAUGCAGCAGUACAAAAAGCAGUUAUUGUCCAUACAUUUAUGAUCAUUUUAUUUGAACAGAAUACAAGUGUAGGUGCAUUUGCAAAUUCAGCUCAUCCACAACAGAGUCCUCUGUGCUGUUCUUGUUUUACCAUGGGUAGCAUUUCCACAAUCAGUCCUUAAUUACCUUGCUAAUUAAAAAAUUAGCAUUAAUGAAGACUGUGUCCAUGAAGUUCUUCAGCCAUCUUGGACAAAACCUCACAGAAUUGCCACAAUUCUAAUAAAUAAUUAAAAAACCUAUUUUGUUAUAAAAUUUACAUGCUCAAACUGGUAGCUUAUUGCUAGUUUUCUACCUAUGAAAUGGGAGACAGAAAUGCUACCUUAGGUCAGGGAGUAAGCACCUGAUACUGCAAAUAGUUUAAGAUGUGACAUCACAGGAGCCUUUAAUUCUGAUAAUCACUUUUAUUAUUACUCAGUGAUGGUUGUGUCCCUCUACAAAGGGGUUGAUACCACAGGCAAAUGCUGUUUUGUUUUUAUUAUUAAGGUGGCCACUCAGAAAAGGGCAGGACUUCAUGCAAUCAUAGGAAUGUGAUUUUAUACUGAAGUUCUGAGAAGAGAAAGCUCCUUCUUAGUGUUUCCCCUUCUGAAAGAGACAGACUUUCCCAAAAACAAUUUCCAGUGCCAAUAUUCCAUUAUGCCUUGUUUCAGAAGCCCAGAGGUACUGAGGUUAAUACAUGUGAAUUAGCAGGUGGUACCAUAACCAGGUUCCACCGGGAUUAAGGACCUGGUUGCAACUAAACCAUCCUUACGUUGUAACAUGCUGGAUGGUGAUGAUCAAGAUUCUGAGUGAACUUAGAGACUUGAAUACUUUGAAGAAGCUGUGAUUUUCACAUGGAUGUACAUUAAAGGCCAGCUACAAUUAAGAAGCUUAUAAAGCACUGAAACCAACAAUGUAGAGACAUAUAAGCUGCAACAUAAUGAGCUGGGAAAAAGUGAGCUGCAUCAAUGCCAUCCUCUAUGUGCCCCGGGCCUAUUUUGAAAUAACAGUAAGACAAAUGUAAUGCUCCUUUCUUACAACUGAGAUUGAAACUCAGACUUGUAGGGAUAGACACAGAUUCUACAUAUUGCAUGAAGUGCUAAUGGUUUGGUGCAAGUGGUGGUGAGAGAUUAGUUGACUGAACAACAAAAAAAUAACGACCUCUACCAGUAAACCCUCUUAGCAACUUGGUUAUCUACUUCCCUAGAAUACAGCCUCUCCAGAGAGGUUUAUUUGCAUGUUUGUUAGGAUAAUGAAGCCUCCAUGACAGGUUAAUGCUAAAUAUAACAAACUACUCAGUGAGCAGCAGAAUUACUAGCCUCACGUCCACCACAACAGCCCAUCUCUCUUUCACAGGCUUUUUCCCACUACAAUAUCCUCUAUUCUUCCCCAAACUUCCAACUCCUUCAUUCCUUCAGCACCAGCUGCCUGUCAAUAGUGGCGGUGCUUUGGUUCAGAUUUUUCAGAUGAACUGAUUAACAGGUCAGACAGAAAAUAACUGAUGCAGUCUUUGCUGAAACAGGAACUGAGUAAUUAUAAUUUGAAUCUCUGUGUAAUCUCAGUUCUUAUGAAAACUAUGAGAAUUCUUUAUCUCUGAGAAUUCUAAGUUGUAUUUCUUUUAAAACUGGCAAUGGAUUAAGUCAGAACUGUCUGACAUCUGCUUGACAAACAGGCAGACAUCACAACCAUGUAAAACUUGUUUCUCACAGAAACUAAGGUAAUAGCCCCAUAUUUCCCUACGUGCACAGCACUUGCAGCCUUUGCAACAUCCUUUAGACACUUGUUAGAUUUCAUAUAUGCACCCUCCAAUUAUCUUACCGUAAGUGAACAAUCAACUAUUAGUAUUUUCAUUGAACAAAUCAGUAGCUACUAAAAGUCUGUUUCCCAAAGUCAAGAUGGCAGCCUUGCAUGUGAGGUACAUUCUAUGGCCAAAUCCUAAAGAACUGACAACUUUAUAGCCUUAGUUUAAGAGAAGAACAUUUGUUUUCAGGUGCUAGCUUACAGAUCACUGUUCUAGCCCAUCCAGAGCCACAUAUCUAAAGUGGCUUGUGUAUACAACCGGCCCAGAAGUUAGUGUUACAGCUUUCAGAGGACUCACAUACACGCAGUGAGAUUAAGAGAGGUGCCUAUUAUGUUUAGAUUAUUUAGUUUUCAUAACUUAACUAUUUGAAGCAAGGGCUUCUUAGCCUGAAGAUAUUACCUAUAUUUAGUAACUUGUCCAAAUGAGAUCAAAUACACUUGAACACUGUAAUAAUACACACAGCUUUUAAGUCUUUUUUUUCCUUAAUCAAAAAAGAGCAGAAACACCCCAAAUUCAUACCAGUAAUAUCAGCUAGUACAUUUAGUAUUUAAAGUCAAUGUCCUGACUUUAAAAAGAAAAACAUACCUGUACCGUUCCAAAUACUUCAUCCUUAAUGUGACCACCUCCAAAUUCUUUCUUAAGUGUUGCUCGGGUUGCUGCAUAUAACAUUUUCUGACGAACCUAGCAUAUAAUAAAAGAGUGGGGGUUUGAUUUGGGUACUUUUUUGCUCUUUGGUGUACAAAGAGAAUCUAACAUGGUGUACUAUGUCCAUUAACUAGUAUCUUUCUUGAACAAGUAUUUUAAAUGUUGGAAUUCACUAUAACCUGGUAGAGCUCUGGAUCAUGAUACUCACACGUGCUAUUAAAUUCACCAGGUCAUAAUACUAUGUAUUAUUAUCACAGUAAUUGCAAAACUGAAUUGCAGCUUUAGUAAGAGUAUGAGGUUUUUUUAAAGUGGAAAAAAAAGUCAACAUAAUCUUUACUAAUUUUAAAUGGGAAAACCCACAACUGUAUAGAUCUUUUGUCACUGGUCUGUGUACUAACGGAUACAACAGACAGCGAAAGAGCAGACUGGAAAUAAUAACUCGUUAUUAUUUUUUAUUUGAUAGUGACUCCAGAUACUGAUGGUUCAACUACAGAGUAGAAAAGUUAUAUUUGCUCCCUAUCAAAUUGUGUCUAACAUGGUCACUUAUUCCUCUCUCAACAGUCUCAUCUUCCCACCUUAUUUAACCAUCAUGACAUCCUCUCCAUAAUACUUCACCUUUUCCACAAUCUUCUCUACGCACUCCAACUUUCAGUAUCUUACUAUUUCCGAACUACUAGUGAAAGCAGUAGGAAUACUGGAAUAGUUUUACUUUCUGUCUUCCCUUAUCUCACAUUCCCAGAACCUGCACACAGUAUCUUAGUUUCUCCUAUAAAACCUUAACUCUAAGGAGUUCCUCUCAGUUCCCUCCUAUGCUCUUGAAUUACUGAUUAAGAAGCAGUAAUUCUGUGGCAAGCCAAACAGAAUAAACAGCCCGAGCUCACACUAUAAUCCUUCUCUCUACGAUAACACCCAUUAAGAUUUCUGUCCUAUAUCUUUUCAUGAAUUUUUAUGAAAUACUGACAGUAAGACAGACAAACAGGGCAAAAAAAUUGUACUUAGUGCUCUAGUCAGGCUAAAAAUAUAUUGGAUCAGCUGCACUCCAUCUAGACCUACUGAUUUGCUCUUCAAUCAGCUUCAAGAAACAUUUUUCCAGUUUUCUUGUGGGAAUGUAGGGGGAAGGUUGGGGAAUGCUUCAUUCCUUAAAUCCUUUUGCUUCAUAUCUAGGAUUCAGAUCAAAUGGCCCUGUUGAAAAAUCACCAACAACAUGAAGCCUCUGAUGCCUGUUACUUACAGGAGAGUGAUCAGGUGACCAUGCAAUGAAGAUCCAUUCAUAUCCUUGAGCAUUCUGAGAAUCUAAUCUGUAUAAUAUAUAACAUGGUUGCUUGUCUUCAAGAAGGGGAAGGACAAAGCAAUCGUAAUCCUUUUCCCAUGAUCCAACUGGCCGUCUAGAGGAUCCCACAACAAGCUGCUCUACAACCAAUAUAAAGCUACAGGUUAGCAACAACACAGUUAAUAUUGUUUUUCAAAAUUAACAAUCAAAAUAAGCAGUUAAUUGGACACUUUCGUAAUUAUGUCCACAAGAAUGGGAGUCAAGAACAGUCAACAUGAAAGCAACUGAAUUCCUAUAAAAGCUGUGUAUAUUCAAACUCUAACUCACUUUAACCAAAAUACAAACAUUUGAAAAGUAAUGUGCUGGUUGUUAUCAAAUUCUUUGAUCUGAAGUGAUACUACUGAUGUUAAUUUUUUUAGCAGCACAUACACAGAAGGGAAAUAAGAACUGUCUUCUGCCAGUUUAUUUUUAAAUUGAAAUGCCUAAGUACAAAUGAGAGUAACCUUUCAAAUUUUAUAAUUAUAAUUAUUGAUGCUCAUGCUAUAAAAUAUUAGUGUUUGCACCCAUUGUAAGGAGUCAAUAACUCAGUUAUACAGUGAAAAGAGUCUGGAAUGAAUAUGCUUGCAUUAAUCACUUUAACUUGACUAUGUAAGUAGAUAAACCUCUUUCUAAUACAGCUUCAUAGCUAUGGUCUUUAAAUGACUGAAGUUGUUUAUCAUGUAUAAUUGGCUUAAGUCUGUAUAGAGUACUUCAAAUGGUAUUUAAUUAUGUGAACAGCUGUAGCAACAAGAUUUUUCUGUUAUUUAUGCAUCAUAUCUCAGCUUCCAAAGGAAAGUAUUAGUAUACUGUCUUAUAAAACAUUUAUCAGCUUCCCAUUACGUACUAGCCCCUACAAUUGAAAUAGAAAUACCUUGUUUAAAUGGGAUCCUACAACAGUUUGAGGACCAUGGUAGUAGCUAGUAUACAAGUUACCUUUUCAGAGUCUAGGACUUAAUUUCUAGAACUUCAGACAAAAGUGAAACAGUAUACAAAUGCCUCUACAGCAAAAUUUCAAACAAAGGACCCUUCCACAGUAACUCAUAGAACAUGAACAGCUCAGGGCAAGGGUGUUUGGCCUUUCCCUAAAUUAGAUGCGAAGUAUUUGAAGUUGUACACCUAAACCAGAGUAUUCAGAAUGUACUCACCAAUUCUGAACUCUAGGUGGAUUUAUACCUACCUGGAUUUAAGACACAAUCAGUGGAACGCUACUGCCCUGCAGCAAACCUCUUCUCUUAUUAACUCAGAUUAGCAGAACUCUUAUUUGCCUAUUAUCUGUUGACUAAGGGCAAGGAGUAAGGACUAUAAUCUGUUGCUGAAAGCUCCUACAGACAGAUGAUGCAACUGUCCUUCUUUCAGUAUUCUGGGAGUUUUACAGGUUUCUUUUCAAACUGCAGAAAAUAGUAUCAAAGACUAGAUUUUGCUUCUAUAUAGAGAUGAAAUUGAUAUAUAUAUAAAAAUAUAUGUACAUGUAUACAUACACACAGAAAUGAAAAAAAUAGGGAAAGUUUUCCAUUUGUAUCUUAUUUCUAGGCUUCAUUUCAUAUUAUAAAGUUGCAUAUACACAAAAGCAUAUAGUUUUUUCUUGCUUAAUGGGGAAGCAAAAUUCAAUGGUAUGUCAACAUUUACUACCUUAUGCUACUGAGAAUUUACCACUGAGUCCUGCCUAUAAUAUUACUACUGCCACUUCCUUAAGGAAAGCUAUAUUAAAAUGUCAGAAGACUUCCUAAGUAAAGCAAACUUAAAUAAGGUAACAGUAGGUUAUUUGCCUAACAAUAAAAGUAUGUAUAUGUAUAUAUAUACAUGUACCUUUCUCCAGCUAACAGCUAUUUCAGUGUACUGUAAAUGAAUGAAGUCAAGAACAAAAAUCUUCAAAGUGGACAAAUUACACACUUGAAAAGAUGGACUAAACCAUCUUAUACAACCAAUCUGCAUUUCUAUUAAAGAAAAAAAUAAUUAUAUAUUCUAUCUUUCAAUGUUUGCAGCCUUGAUCCCUUGCCAAGAAGUUCAAAGAUCAAACUCAAGUUCUGACAGAAAUUAUGUAAUUUUCUAUUUAUACAUACAUGUGAGUUUUAAUUUUGAAAAUGUAUGUAAAGUUACAGAUUUUUAAAGAUAUUUUCCAUGUAGUCAGAUUACUACUUAAAUAUCUGCUUUAAUAGGACUUUCUACAUGCAGCUAAUCCCAGCAUAAAAGGCAGAUAAAAUUUACAGUUCAUCUAAGGUGACUAGCUAUUGUGUAAGACUAGCUUUCUGUCUCAUGAAAGUAACCAGAGUGCUAAAACACCACACAGGUGUAGAAAUUUUCUUUCCCUCUACUCUUUCUUUACUAAGAGAUAAAAGUAAGCCCAUUUAUAUUAUCCAUAUGAUAAAUGGAUCCAAGCAGUUAUUGGUAAAAUAUGACAUUUGGGAGAAAAAUUCAAAUGCAAAAAUACAGUAGCAUUGUAGUAAAAAGCUUAGCAUCACUAAAACUUAAAUUUUAACUUCUGUAUAGGAAAGACCUUAGUAACAUUAAGUUUGGCAAAGUUUUGUUUUUAAAACAAUUGUAGGUCAUUAAAACAACUAGGAAAAUAUCUAAAAGAAUCAGGGAAAAAAGAUUAAAAUUUUACUAACCAUUAUCAAUGACUAUUUUUAAAAGCCUAUAUUGUCCAUUUCUUGCACCAACAAAGAUGUCUUUAACACUUCCACUAGCUGAAAAAGAGAAAAUAAAAGUAAUCAAAUUAACACAUUUCACUUCCCUUGGACAAAGAACAUUCAUGAGGGUAAGAACAACACUGGAAAAACGUACAACUGGCCCUUUGCUAGAAAGUUGGACUGAAAAAGGAACACAGGAGUGAUGCUCCUCCUAUUCUGCAUACUGCUCCAGCCACCAGCAUGCCACAGAAAGAUGAAAGCCAACAUUAUGAAACCGCUCUGCUUUCUAGCAUACCAUAUGAUUUUCAACAGUGUGAAAAUUAAAGAUGACAUCUCAUCGAUCUCAGGUUUCAGAGUUAACACCUGAAAAUAUAAUAUGAUGCCUCUCAAAUUACGAUAGCUUCAUGAAGUCUGGAGGCUUAGUACAAACUUUCAGACAGAAACUUUACACCUGCCAGGAAAAUGUUAGAGUUUGUCUGGCAAAAGUGAUGAUCUUUCCUGAGUACACCUUUCCAAAGAGUACCAGUGAAAGCUUCCAGUCAUUGCUCAUCUUUAAUACCACCUUAUUUCCUUGUGUGUUGAUGACAUUGUUCAAGCUCCAACCUAUUGCAAUGGGAUAGGUUUAUAAUGAAUUUGCAAAGAAGUAACUAAAAUAUUUUUGAAUGUCUGUAAAUCACAUAGACAAAACACCAUAAACGUACAGACUCGCUUUCCUAAGCACACUGAAGAACUGUGCUUCAGUUGCGUGAAGAUCAUUCUUAUCUCAACUGCUCUGCUAUAUAAUCCGAGUGCAAAUCAGUUUAAUUAUACCAUGGGCAGGAUUUAUUGAAGAACAUUUAUUGCAAGUUGGUCCUUUAGUAAUCUCACAGCAUAGAUCGUUGUACCAGCAAAACAAACAUCAAACCAGGAAACAUAUAAAAUGGAUUAUUUAUAGUCAGGUUGAACAGGUGGUAUCCAGCAACAUUACUGCCCAUAUUCAAAAGAUUUUACAUUUAUGUCCAUCCAAAUGAUGCCAGGCCCAUUCUGAGAGUCCAAAAUGGCAUGGGAGGGAAAUACCAUGUUAAGCAAACUGAACUGCAUCGGGUUACCAGUUCAACCCCAGUUUCAUCCCAGUUAGUAUCUCCCCACUAACCAGUGCAGACCCUGCCAGUAAUUUGCUGCUAGCUUUUCUAAUCAUCUCUGCUGGUCCUCACCAUUCCAUUGAGCAAGCAAACAUUGCACCACUUUCUAGACCUUUUGGUUCCCCCAGGACUUUUUUUGUCCUCUUCUUGUCUAUUAUCUUUUUGUUCCUUAUUCUCUCAUUUCAACUCUGCGCACCAAAACAAGACCAAAAUACAGCAGUCCCUACACCAAUUUCAAAACUGUGACAGCUCCUCAAAGAAACAUUUUGAGACUCCUCUGAAACCAUCUUACUAUCAAAUUAUCUGUGAGUUUUUCCUCAUAAAGGCUUUUAAAUUUAUAACAGAAUAUUAUUUUCUACUUAAACUUUUUGCAUAGCAGAGGCCUACAGAAUCAAAUUUUGGAUUUAUUUCACAAAUAUUUUACAGGGAAUAUUAUUUUAAAAUUAUUUAGAAGAUUGUGAACAUAUUCUGUUGUAUUUUCCUACAGCUUAAUGCAUUCUGUGACUUCCUACACUAUUUAUCUGCACUGGCCUGUUUGAAAGUCCAGUCCUUUUAAGCAACUGCCUGGUACACAUCACUGUGCCCAUGACUUCAUUUCUGUUUCCAGAAAAGAGCAGCCCAUGCUGCCAAAUCUUGUAAUUGUUUAUGAGUGACAGUAGCCUGUUUGUAGCUAAAGCCAGCAAUGGCACAAAUAGAGCUAUUCCUCUUCCAAAUUGCAGAAGCUUUGCUGCAAACAGGACUCCUGAUUAGUGCCUGUGAGGCAGGAUCCAUGCAGGAAAGCUGCAGAGUUCUCCACAACUCUCCUCAGAGGACAAAUGAUUCUCAAAGACAUGAAGAGGAGCAGCAGAAGAGGGAAUGAAGAGCCACUAACACUUUUCUCUGGACUGGAAAAAACAAUUCCAGAUGCACCUCUAGCUUGAAAAGGGUUGACAAACUUAAAACAGGCAGCUGCAAAAAAGACCAAAGACUGGCAUGCAGAGGAAGGAAAAGAAGAAAAGCAAAAGGGUGCAAACUACAUACAGCCAAUGGACAAAAAAGGGCAUAGACGAACAACCAAGAGCUGUCGUGGCUGGGACAAAAGUCACCUUCAACAAUAAAUAUGGGAGAGCAGGCAAAGUACAUGGUACUAGUCACUGAAUACACAGAUUGCAGAAAUCGAGACAGUAAAACCCGACCCCUCCAUAAUCCUGCAGUAUAAUCCCUGCUUAGCAAUUCUGUGAUUCGGGGGACCUGCUAAUACUAUGAAACAAUACGCUGUCGUCUUCUACUUGCUCUUCGCUUACUCCAAGGCCUGGAAACACGGGGAGAAAACGUUCCCAUGCACUUUUCCCCUUGGUGGCCUCCAGAGAUGGGCUUUUUAGUGGACUCUCCUGCUCCAGGGUUCCUGCUUCUCCUCGGGGCUCCAGGAGGGACCCGGCAGCGAUCCCCCGCAUUUCCCUCGCUGUCCAACCCAUCCCAAACCCGCGGCUGCGACCCCGAGCAGGCGACAGCCCCCGGCUCAGCGCACACCCCGCCGCGGCAGGAAAACCUGCACCGGGGGAAGUUACCUGAGCCUAGGGUGGCCCUCCCCGCCAUUCAUGGGGCUCUGCAGGGAACACUUUCCAAGGGGGAGGAUAGGGGCAGUUCGCCGUGAGGAUAAACCCUGCGGGCUUCGCCUCACUGGGGACAGAGCUCUGGGCUCGACGCCGAGGGCCGUCGGCCGCCGGGGCCGAAACCAGCAGCAGUUCCCCCCGCCCGCUCGCCCCCUCCCCCCUCCAUCCCGCGGCGCAAACGACGGACUCCUCCGGCAGCAAACAAAGGGCGCAGCAGUGGGAAAAACCGCACCGGGAACGGCCCGUUAACCGCCCGCCGCGGCCGCCUCCCCCCGUGCCGCGCCCCGACCCGCGGGGAAAGGCGCUCCGCCCGCCUCCCGCCUGGCCGGCGGGGGACAGGAGAGACGGGGACCGGCUGUCAAGAGGAGCAGCAAGCACCGCGGAGCGGAGGCGGCGGAGAGAGCCGCGCGGGUACCUUGUAUGCCGGUCUGGUGGGACAUGUCGCACCGCCGCUCCGGGACACCGCACCCGCCGCCGCCGCCUCCCGCCCGCCCGGCACAGCCCGGCCCGGCCCGGCCAAGCGCACGUGACGCUCCGCCGCCACUCAGCGGCCGGGAGAGAGCGCGGCGCCUUCCGGGCCCCGCCGGCCCGGGCCGGCACGGGGGCUGCGGGCGGAGGGCACCGCGCUGGCGGCCCUGCCCGGCCCUGCCGCUGGGAUCCCCCCGGCCUCGCCGCCCCGUGCCCGCUCCUCCUGCCAGCUCCUCUCGGUGCUUUAGAACGGGGAUGGGGCGCAGCCCUCCCUUCUCUUGCUGCCUUUCCUCUCCUCUCCUGUCGCCCUCUUCAUCUGCCGUCCCAGAGCCUGCGGGACACGGGCAUCUCCGGCGCAGCGCCUGCGGUCAUCCUGCCUGGCAGGAGGGGACAUAUGCUUCUCCCUUCCCGGGCUGACCGAAGUACUAAGAAAUAACUUAGGUGAAUUUAGUUAAUCUGUAGGAGUCUGCGGUGGAGACCUCUUGCUCUUGGUUGGAGCAGCGGGGAAGGAGGCAUCAGGUGUGACAGCAGGCUGCCUGUGUGUACUAUAAACUUUAUAUUGAACAGUCCUUGACAAAGAACCCACAAGUCAGGGCACAGAGCCCAGACCCACGGCUCGCUCAGAUCAAGCCCUUGCCCCUGACAAGGCAGUCUUUCUCUGUUAAUUUUGCAGUAUUUGGUACAUGGUGGCACUGCAUCAGCAGAAACAGUGGAGAUUCUUCUACUUCACUGUGGAUCUGGCGGGUGAGCCACUCAUCUGCCUAGGCAGGGCAUGGAUCCAGGCAGAGAAGGGGUACAUCUGCUUCUCAGGGCCCUAUCCACACAGCCAAAGGCUUUUAAGCCUUUUCAACCUGUUUGCCUCAGCUUUUUCUUUUAAAGUUUUCUGUGAAGCAGUCCUGCCUCGUGAUUUUAAGCAUGCUCUGAAGGUAGGUUUGCUUUUGUAGCUCUUUCCCAGGCACAUCUGUCUACAGGUUGAGAAGCACCAUCCUCUUAACAACAACAAGAUGGGUACUGUAUCUCCUUUAAAAAUCGCUUUAGUGCCAUGUAGUCAGCAUUUUUAAUCUGUGCUGUGGUCUGAAUUAGACUCCACAGGAGAAAUGUGCAUGCUGUAGGCACUUAAUGCUGAUGAUUCCUUCAGAUUCCUGGGAGUUAGCAGGUUUUAUGGGGUGCUAUUCAACCUGAGAACCUAAGUACUGUAAGAGGGUAUACCAAAUAUCCAGCCCAAUGGACCAGGCAAGAAUUGAAGAGUAAGGCAAACACAUGGUAAUCCUUCCCUGGUUCACCUUCCCAGCCUCCAGAGUGCUGCAGCUCAGGAAUUUCUGAAGUCAGCUGUGUUGAUAAAUGUGAGUGCCUGCACUUUGUCAGAUCCCCAGUUUAAAGAACAUGAGGGAUUUAGUGUCCUAUUUGGGAAAUGUAAAACAGCACUCUUACUAUUACACGAACUGUGCCGUGUAAUGCUAGUCCAGCAAAUGCAAAGUUGAUAUGAAGACACGUCAUCAGCUAAUGAGCUGGGACUAACAGCAGUUGAGGAAAACCACAAAGCUGCAGUUCAUCUUUCUUCUAGCAAAAAGGAUGAAAGAAACAGGGAAAAGACUUAAUGUGAAACCAAGAAAUGAGAGACAGGUGGUGCCUACCACCUCAGAGAUCAGCUCUAGUUCCUCUAUUGUAAGCCUCCAGUACCAUAAGAAAGCAAGCCUUGGAGAAGAGUUUUUUCAACAGGAAAGGAGUACUAGAGAUCCAGCCAGAGAGGCAACCAAAGAUGUGGUUCUAUCACAAUUACUUUAAAUCACUUGACCCCACACCUGCCCCAGAUUCUGAGUUCUUAGUUCCUCCCUCUUUUGGUGUUAGUGCUUGUAAAGGAUAGGGAGGUUUAUUUGUUAGCAUAUGUAUUAAGUAACUUUUUUCUUUUUAUUGAUUAAAUUUUAUUCCCUGUAUUUGAAUUAUUUUUUUUCUAGUAGAUAGAAGAUUUUUGUAUCUAAUUAAGGCUGUGAUUGUUUUGGUAGAGACAGCAUACUGUAGUUUCCCAGGUUUUAAAAAAGAUUUUUUUAACUGAAUAAUAAAUGACAUUUUGAAAGAGGAAAUACUUUUAAUAGACUUUGAUGCAAUAUUUUCUGUGUGACAUCUGGGUCUUGUUUUCAGUGUCUUUAUUGUCUUUCCCUAUACAUUUACUUCUUCAUUGAUUUAACAAUUCUCUAUUCACUUAUGCUUGUUUAUUAAAUGCUGUCGUUAUAAUCUCUGUGGAAUCAUCAGUUCAUUCAGUUCAUAGUUUGCUAAUGUUAUGUGAGCAUUUUCUCCUGUUGUAAUGUUGCCAGGAAGGCCUGUCCCAGGUUUGACUAUAAUUGUCCACCUGACAAUGAAAAUGCGUGUAUUUUUUUUACAUACAAUUCUUAUUACUGCAUUCUGUGCCUAUAUUGAGGUGACACUUAAAACAUUAAACUCAUUUCCAACAGCA